AUGCUCCAGACAUCGAUAUCGGCCUGGCUGAACAAGCCGAGGGCCGUCGCCGAGCCUCCUCCAGCUCCCCCAGCUCCUCCAGCUCCUCCAGCUCCUCCAAACCCCAAGUCUCUCACCGCGAAGGCCUCUACCGAACCCACCACAGCGCCAACCUUGCAUUCAACCCCCACCCUCCCACCACCACCGCAAAGACCCGCAGCCCAAACGACGCCCCCGACACCAGUGCCACCGUCCAGAAAACCCCGUCCGCUGCCUCCAAACAUAACCCUCGAACCCGUAACACCCAGCACACUCCCCUCCCUCCGCCGCCUCAACAGCCUCCUGCUCCCAAUCCCCUACCCGCAGAAGUUCUACGACGAGAUCCUCUCCGACCCGAUCACAUCCAGCAUCACGCUCGUCGCGCUCUGGCACGACACUCCGCCCGCAGCCCCAGCCGGCUCUGCCACGGCCACAACGCCCGACUCCACCACGACAGAUACCUCUCACGAGACUGUGAGAUCUGCACCACCGAAACCGCGCGUCGUGGCAGGCAUACGCUGCCGCCUCCUUCCCGCCCCUCCCUCCUCCCCCACCAGCUCCCUCACCUCCCCUUCCCAUCCAGUCCUUUACAUCUCAACCCUAGCAACACUCUCCCCCUACCGCGCCCACGGCCUAGCAACCCACCUCCUAUACGCCGUGACACUGGCGGCGCACACGCGUCACGGCGUCGUACAAGUCUGCGCGCAUGUCUGGGAGGCGAAUGGGGAGGCUCUGGCGUGGUACAAAAGACGGGGGUUCGUGGUGAAAAGCAAGGAGGAGGGGUAUUAUCGAAGAUUGAAGCCGCAAGGGGCGUGGGCGGUGGGGAGGAGGGUUGGUGUGGGUGAAUUGGUGGAGAUGGGGGCGUUUGCGGGGAAGGAGGAUACGGGGGGUGAAAAGGGGAUCGGGGACAAAGAAUAUGGGGGCGGCUGA
Molecule: messenger RNA, 948 nt
Organism: Coniosporium apollinis CBS 100218
Lineage: Eukaryota; Fungi; Ascomycota; Dothideomycetes
Exons: 1
Coding region: 1-948 (315 amino acids)
Biological process (GO): mitotic sister chromatid cohesion
Cellular component (GO): NatA complex
Molecular function (GO): acyltransferase activity, transferring groups other than amino-acyl groups
Source: RefSeq, a predicted model, not a curated record